Messenger RNA from Arachis stenosperma, 3369 nucleotides. RefSeq lists its product as uncharacterized. The record is from RefSeq and is a predicted model, not a curated record. Bases 2628 to 3077 code for a protein of 149 amino acids. Lineage: Eukaryota; Viridiplantae; Streptophyta; Magnoliopsida; Fabales; Fabaceae. The transcript is spliced from 2 exons. Gene Ontology annotation, molecular function: zinc ion binding.
UACCUCCUUUAAUUAAUUCUUUAAUCUUAUUUUUCAUUUAUUAUCAUUUAUAUCUUAUUAUAGACAAUGCUAAGAACCUAACACUUUCAGUGUCAACAAGAAAAAAAAUAGUUAAUAUUAAUUCAAAUGUAGAAAAAAAAAGCGUCAAUUUUCUAACAUUUUUCUUACAUUAUUUAAGUAUAACCAAACUUUUUUAUAUAUAUUUUUUUUGUUGGUGGUUAAAAUCAAUCACUGUUCUAACAAUUUUUUGUGGUGUGUAUAGUUGAUUGGCCACUAAAUUAAAAAUUAAUGACCAAUUUAACAACCAAGAGUUUUUAAAAGAUUCAAAAACCUAAUUUUUUGUUUUUCUCACUAAAUCGGUUGCUAAUUUUAAAUUUAGUGACCAAUUAGAAUAAUUUUAGUGUUUGUAGCUAAAUUUUAAAUUAACAAUCCUUUCAGCGAUCAAAUUGAAUGGUUUUGAUGUUGGUGGCUAAACUGGUGUUAGAUAAAGACCAAUUAUUUUAAAAGUUUAUUGUAGUGUGAUUAUUCUUAAUGUAUGUUAUAACAAGACUUAAUUUAGUUGAAAAAGGCUUAUAUAUUCUCGCUCAAAGACUCUUCUACACCAAUAAUUAGGUUUCAUUAUUGUAACUUUUUUCCUUCUAAUAUCAUAAAAACUCCUUAAUUGAUAAGGCAAAAAAAAAAAAUCCAGAAAUAAGUGGUUAUAACCAAUUGAUUUAAUAGGGUAGGUGUAGAAUAUGUAACAUAACCAUCAAUAAUGUGUCAAAUCCUGAGUUGAUUUUUAUUUUUGUAUACGCGCAAAACCAUAUGGACAAGUCUCACAUGGAUUAAUGGAUAUACCCAUAAUAGUGCUUGGUCACAAAAUGAUGCAUAUCCUCGCAUUAGUUAGUGCUAAAUAUAUAUAAACCAUGAUUUAAUUUGUGGACUUUAUAACACACCUCAACAUCAAAACAUUAGGUGCAAGCUAGAGCCAUUAAUUACGUAUACUUGCAUUUAAUUUGUUUAUAGAUAUAUUAUAUAUAUUGAUUUACCUAAGCCACUAUUUAUAGGGAACAAUAAUCCAAUCUUAUCUCGAGUUAGUUGCUAUUAUUUGUUGUUGUGUUUACCCUACCAGCUUUAAUUUAUGCAUAUAAAGCUAAUAAGUAAGUAUCCAUUAUUGAUAUAUUGGGGUUGGACAAUCAAUAAUGAUAUAUAAUAACAACCAACUUUAUUUCGAUUAUUUAUCUUCACAUUUUCAGCCAAGCUUUAUCAUUUUCAUUUGACAACUUAAGUAUUAGGGAUCGGAGCUUUAUAAUUUAGAUUUUAUUACUACAAAUAGUAUUAACGUUAUCCAGCUCACAUGACAAAAAUUCCAUGAAGAACUAAGUAGUUUUUCAGUGAGAAAUUUGUUUUUUUUUGUUUUUAAAUUAAAUUCUUGACAAAUCUAAAUAUUCUGUUUAAAGAUUAAGAUAUUUAUUAGAAUUAAAAUUGAGUAAGUUUAACUCAACCUAAAAAAUUAGUUUAUGAGACGAGAGAUUACGCCCAAUAACAUUGAUAUAUAAAUCGUGAUACUUACUAUGGUCAUUAAAAUGGGUUAAUUAAAUUCGUUGGGUCAACUUGUUUAUCUGUUUAAACAAGUAGACUUUUGCCAAUAAAAUCAGAUUCAUUUAAAUUUUAGAUUAAAUGAAUUGAGUCCGGCGAUUAAUCUAAAAAAUAACAGAUUAAACUAACUGUUUAAAUUUUUGUGUUUUAUAAAAGGAAAAAAAAAAUACUUUUUUAAAUAUAAUUUUUUAUCGACUCAAAUAUCCGACUCUAACUACUAAAAAAAUUUUGUUUGUUUAAGAUUUUUUUUUUGUCUAAAAGUGACAUUUUUUGUUAAAAUAUUAUUUUUAAUCCGAAAAUUAAAUUUUUAAAAAAUUAAUAGGGCAGCCGGUUUAAUUCGACAUAGACUGGUCAUUAAUGAUCUAGGCUUGAAAAUUAAAGUCUAUGAAACGGAUUUAGGCAAAUUAAGCUUAAAUGAAUCCGUCUAACCUGGUUUAUUUGACAUUUCUAGUCAUACUAUGUUAAGAUUGACAUUGGAUAAAUUUAACUCAAUUUUAAAAAUUAGUUCAUGAAAAAAAUGAUAUCUCAUAUACACUUAUAAAUUAUGUAAAAAUUUUAUAUAUAAGAGAUGUUAGAUUUGUAAUUAUAUCUAUUAAGUAGACCAAUAAUCAUCCUAGUUAGUUGGUAUAGUUUAUGUUUUUUUAAUAGAAUAAGGAGUAUUAGUAUUAAAAAGUGGUUCUAUAUUACUUUCAUUUUUCCAUUAAAAAAAAGAGUAAAUACCCUUUCCGGCCCCUGUCCAUUUUGAAAUUUGACUACCCGCCCCCUAUCCUUUAUAAAUUAUCAAAUCGGCCCUUAUCCAUUUACGCCGUGAUACCAAUGAGCCCUUGAGUUGGUUUCUCCGUUCAAAGUCGACGGAAAACGCUGAGGUGUAACGUGCUAUCCGUGACGUGGCUUUGGAUCAUCAAACGUGGAUUGCUCUAUAAGCAUGUGGACAAAUAAGCCCCUGCAGACUCAGCAAAGUGACGUCGUUUUAAAAAGAAGUCUCUUUGGUCGUUUAGGGCGAAAUCUCAGUCUCCCCAUUCCUGAACCCUAACACUAGUGACUGAAGCAUGAGCGAUUGUGAGCAGUCUUCAACCUGUAACACACGCCGUGUCUGGAGGAAGAAUUUGAUGGGUUCGAGUAGCAAUGCAAGUGAGGGCAAGAAGGCCAAGUUCCAGCACCCUAAAUGCAAGUGUGGCACGUAUGCAGUGAUGCAACAGUCUGGGACAGCGAAGAACCCAGACAGAAUUUUCCUGGGUUGUUCCAACUAUGGCAUGAAACAACGUCACUGCAACUUUUUUGUUUGGCUGGACGAGGUGAUUGCUAAACGUUCUGGCAAUGAAGAUGAGAAUGACAUUCAAGGAAGACUGAUGUUGAUGGAGAAAAGGUUGGAGCAAUUGGAAUUCAAGAUUGAAGAUGAAUAUGAAGCAAAAUCAAAAAAAUGUAGUAAUAGCCAUAUUGUGUUUGUUAUGCUGGCAAUGUUAAUUGUGAUAACAGCAGUUGUAUUUGUAGUGUUUUAGGGUAUAUUGUGUUGCUUCAAGUGAUGCAUAGAUAUCUGUUGAGAUUUGUGUUAAUCUGCUCUGUAAUUGUAGAUUCCAAAUGAAAUGAAUGUGAAUUUUUCUUUGUUAUAAUGUAAAGACUGAACCCAAGAUAGCUGUGCACAAUUCUGUAUAAGGUAAAAGCAUAAUGUUCAUAUUCAUACUGCUAAGCACAAAUGCAUUUACAUAGUGAGCCAAAUUCAUCAUCAAAGGUCUGUCUUCACAAAACAGAGAACAUGUUCCACAUUGUUCAGUGUAUUACUUCUAAUAACUU